This is a messenger RNA of Microplitis demolitor, 2166 nucleotides long. RefSeq names its product inactive hydroxysteroid dehydrogenase-like protein 1. Gene Ontology annotation, cellular component: endoplasmic reticulum. The coding region runs from base 470 to 1417 and encodes 315 amino acids. Gene Ontology annotation, molecular function: oxidoreductase activity. NCBI's taxonomy places the organism in Eukaryota, Metazoa, Arthropoda, Insecta, Hymenoptera, Braconidae. The record is from RefSeq and is a predicted model, not a curated record. The transcript is spliced from 5 exons.
UUUACUGUACAGUGCCUUCACAAUUGCACUGCUGAGUUUAAAAAAUAAUAAAUAAUAACUUGCUUUCAUAAAUUGUUUUGUCAUUUAAUUAUAACGACAAAUUACUAAAUUUUGAAUAAUUGAGUAAAGCGCGUAUCAAAUCGCGCGAGCUGUUGAUCAACAAACUACAGCAAGUAUAGAAUAAGAGAGAAAGUGUUUUUACAUUUAUGAACGUCUCAGCAGUCACAAGAAGCCGGUGAAACUGAUAAGAUCGGCAGUCCUUGUUCACUCUUAGAUGCAAAAAUUUUAUAUUUAUUUAUUUACUUAUUUAUGAAAAUUCAUUGUGAUACAAAAAAUACCAACGACAUUUUUAAAGCUGGUUGUUUUAAUUUCUAAUGAAUACAUUUUUUAAAGAAGUGAUGUGAUAUCAAACUGUAAUAAGUAAUUCUAUUAAAUUUGAAAUAAUAAAUGAUUAUUAUUGUUGAAGAAAAUGCUGGUAUCAAUUGCUCUGUGGUUAUUGGGGGCUGUAUUAAUUCUCUGGAUAUUAUUGGAUCCGGUUAGUAGAAUAUCUCGUGCGCUAUAUGAAAUAAUAAUUCCAUUAAUAAGUUCAAAUCCAAUUGAAUUAAAAAGUAAAUUCGGUGAAUGGGCAGUGGUGACUGGCUCGACUGAUGGAAUUGGCAAAGCUUAUGCGAAGGAACUAGCUAAUCGUGGAUUCAAUUUAGUUCUCAUUAGCCGUAAUCCUGAAAGACUUGAAAAAACUAAAAAUGAAAUAUUAAAAAUAAAUCCAAACAUACAAAUUAAAAUAAUUUCAGCAGACUUUUCUAAAGGAAGAGGAGUCAGUGUUGAAAUAGAACCGCAUUUACGAGAUAUACCUGUUGGAAUUUUAGUUAACAACGUUGGAAAGCAGUACACAUAUCCAAUGUAUGUUGGUGAAGUACCGGAAGAUGAGCUUUGGGAUAUAAUAAACAUAAAUAUCGGUGCUGCAACUUUAAUGACACGUAUUGUAAUACCAGGUAUGCAGAAACGAGAAAAAGGAGCUAUCGUCAACAUAUCAUCCGGCUCAGAAUUACAGCCAUUGCCAUUAAUGACUGUAUAUGCAGCGACUAAAAUUUAUUUAAGAAGUUUUUCCGAAGCUCUGAGAGUUGAGUACCGCAAAUUUGGUAUUACUGUUCAACAUUUAACACCCCUGUUCGUUAAUACUAAAAUGAAUGCAUUUUCUCAGCGAUUGCAGGUAUCCACAUUCGCUGUACCGGACGCAACAACUUACGCAAAGAAUGCUGUUGCAACUCUUGGAAAGAUCGACAGUAGUACGGGUUAUUGGGCCCAUGGUAUACAAGCUUUUUUUACACUUAUUCCCCCAGUAUGGAUACGCACGAAAAUCGGCGAAAUGAUGAAUCAAACAUUCAGAAAUGAUUAUUUGAAACAAAAAAAUAUGUAAACCUUGUAAAUAUACGUAUAUAAUUUAUAAUUUAUUAUUCAACAAAAUAAUUUUCGAUUAUUCUAUAUAAAUUUUCAUUGAAUCUUGAAUUACUUCUUCACAUUUUUACAUCUUCUGUACAUUUAUAUAAUUCUAGCAUUUUAAUGAGAUACAUUUUUAAAAAAUUCAUAUUUUCUUUUCUUUUUUUUUUCAUUUUUUUCACUUUCGUAUCUAUUAAUAUACAGUUCUUGCUUAGUAAUAAUAGUUAUUAGUACCGAUUACUUUUAUUUAUAUUUUAAUUAAAUAUUUAUCCUGUUAAUUUAAUAAUAAUAACCACGUAUAAUAAACUACUGAUACUAUUUUUGAGUAUCUUUUUUUAAGCCUACUUCACGUAAUAUAUAGCAUCCAUGAUUAUUAUUAUUAUUUGUUAUUGUUACAAGUAUUUUUUUUUGUAACUCUACUUAAACAAAAAUAUAUCUAUUACAAUUUUAUAUUGAAUGGAUGACACAGUUUCGUAACAAUUUUUUUUUUACAUCGAUAUAUAUUACAUAUAUAGAUUACUAUGUAAUUUUACCAUUACGUAUCGGCGAAUCGUAUAAUUGAUAAAUUAUUGAAUCUUUGUUCACGUAUCGUAAAUUUAAAGAAAAAUAAGUAAAUAAUUAUUGAAUAAAGUUGUAUCGAGGAAAAUAACACGCAAAAAAAAUCAUUAUUCGACUUCCUUUAAAAAAAAAACAAUUUGUACUUUUUUUUAAGAACAAUUAUAUUUUUAU